UGAAGCGAUGCAGCUCGAUGUCAAACUUAUAAAUAAUAUUUUUGUUAUUAAUCGUUAAACGCGAUACUAUUAUUGUGUAUCAAAAAUGUCGUCCACGGAACCUUCCCAGAAUAAAACAUGGGAAUUGUCCCUCUAUGAGUUGCAUAGAACUCCUCAGGAAGUGAUUACCGAUGCGACCGAAAUCGCGGUAUCACCCAGGAGUCUCCACAGCGAGUUGAUGUGUCCGAUUUGCUUAGAUAUGUUGAAGAAGACAAUGACCACAAAGGAGUGCCUGCACAGGUUUUGUUCCGAUUGUAUAAUCACAGCUUUACGAUCCGGGAACAAAGAAUGUCCUACGUGUCGCAAGAAGCUAGUAUCUAAGAGAUCACUGCGGCCAGAUCCCAAUUUUGAUCUACUUAUAUCCAAGAUUUACCCCAGCCGAGACGAAUAUGAGGCUCACCAGGAGCGCGUGCUCGCGAAAAUCAAUAUGUCCCACUCCCAAGCUUCUUUAGUUAACUCUAUAACUGAAGGCAUUAAAUUGCAAUCUCAAAAUAGACCGCAGAGGUCUCGAAAGAACCACGAGGAGAGCAGUAACGCCACGAAUUCUAAUGGGAAUGCUGAGCCUGCCCAAAAUGGCAGCAACAAUACUGCAGCGGUUCCCAAAGAUGGGACGUCAACAACAGGCAAUCCUACACCUUCCGGGCAGUCUACGUCUAAUCCAGCGUCUGUACGGAGCACUCCAUCCCCUGUACCGUCGAAUGUCAGUUCAGUUUCAAAAAACACAAACUCCAAUAAGAGGCCAAAGUCCGCUCUGACUUCAGAGCGUAGCGAAGAGAGUGAAUCUAGUGAUGGCAGAACCGAAGGUGAAUCUAUGGAUACCGAGGGGGAGGGAGAGCCGUUGAAUCCCAACGAGAUAGAGCUGGUGUUCAAGCCCCAUCCCACCGAGAUGGCGGGUGACAACCAGCUGAUGAGGGCGCUCAGGGACAGCUCCGUGAGAUACUUGAAGACCACGGCAAAUGCUACAGUCGAUCAUCUAAGCAAGUAUUUGGCUAUGAGAUUGACUUUGGAUCUAGACGCAGAGUUGCCAGAGGCCUAUCGUCUUUUAAAUUUUUGCAUAUACGUAACGCCUUCACCUGGACAGUUCGUUCCUUUGGCUGGGUCGCAGUCCCUGAGACAGAUCAAUGAUAAGUUUUGGAAGGUUAACAAGCCCCUAGAAAUGUACUACUCCUGGAAAAAGACAUAGAAUUAGGUGACAUUUUAGUUGUGGACACGACUAAAAUGUUGCUGACAUAGUUUGUACUGAGACACGGACUCAUACAAUGUGAUAAGAUUAAUUUAAAUAUGUAUAGUUGGUGACCAGUAAGUGUAUCGUAGCAUUAAGCAUAGCUCAUGAAGGACAUUCACCAUUUGCAUUCUAUAAGGAACACAGAGAAAAUUUCUCUGUGAAACUUGACCUAUAAAACUAAUAUUUUUUGCAGAGACCUAGGAAGACAGUUAAUAAUCUAAAUCCAUGCAAAUUAAGUAUAAGGAUUGUAUAGGUAUUACAUCACAUCAAAUUUUCAUUCAACUAAAUCUAGGUAUUGUUAUAUGACAGGGGUUCCCAAACUGUG
Molecule: messenger RNA, 1589 nt
Organism: Aricia agestis (brown argus)
Lineage: Eukaryota; Metazoa; Arthropoda; Insecta; Lepidoptera; Lycaenidae
Gene: Sce
Product: E3 ubiquitin-protein ligase RING1
Exons: 4
Coding region: 86-1222 (378 amino acids)
Cellular component (GO): PcG protein complex; ubiquitin ligase complex
Molecular function (GO): ubiquitin protein ligase activity; chromatin binding
Source: RefSeq, a predicted model, not a curated record